CGCCGCGUCGCCGGUACCUGCGCCGCCGGCUUCCUCCUGCUCGCCCUCUGUCCUCUCCCGGCCGCAACCCGGGGGACCCGGAGCGAGAAGCGGGGACCAUGUUCCGACGCAAGCUCACGGCCCUCGAUUACCACAACCCCGCGGGCUUCAAUUGCAAAGAUGAGACAGAAUUUAGAAAUUUUAUUGUUUGGCUUGAAGACCAGAAGAUCAGACAUUACAAGAUUGAAGACAGAGGUAAUUUAAGAAACAUCCACAGCAGUGAGUGGCCCAAGUUCUUUGAAAAGUAUCUCAGAGAUGUUAACUGUCCUUUCAAGAUUCAAGAUCGACAAGAAGCAAUUGACUGGCUUCUUGGCUUAGCAGUUAGACUUGAAUAUGGAGAUAAUGCUGAAAAAUACAAAGAUUUAUCUCCUGAUAAUACAAGAAACUCUGACAAUACAGCUAAAAAUGCAGAACCACUGAUCAAUUUGGAUGUAACUAACCCUGACUUUAAGGCUGGUGUCAUGGCUUUGGCCAAUCUUCUUCAGAUUCAGCGUCAUGAUGAUUACCUGGUGAUGCUUAAGGCAAUUCGCAUUUUGGUCCAGGAGCGCCUGACACAGGAUGCAGUUGCUAAAGCAAAUCAAACAAAAGAGGGCCUGCCUGUUGCUUUAGACAAGCAUAUUCUAGGUUUUGACACAGGAGAUGCAGUUCUUAAUGAAGCUGCUCAAAUUCUGCGAUUGCUGCAUAUAGAAGAGCUCAGAGAGCUACAGACAAAAAUUAACGAAGCCAUAGUAGCUGUUCAGGCAAUUAUUGCCGAUCCAAAGACAGACCACAGACUGGGCAAAGUUGGAAGAUGAACAUUUAUAGGAUUUUAGUUUCUCCCCUCCUUAGUACCAUUGGAACCAUGUACACUCUGGCAUGUGUUUGGAAAUCAAAUGUCAAAUUUUUGAGGUUGGAAGCCCAGAAAAUUGACUAUGUUCUAGAGAUUUACCAUCAUUGCAUUUUCUUUAAUAAAGUUGGGAAAAGUGGA
Messenger RNA from Suncus etruscus (white-toothed pygmy shrew), 1006 nucleotides. RefSeq names its product RNA transcription, translation and transport factor (gene RTRAF). Lineage: Eukaryota; Metazoa; Chordata; Mammalia; Eulipotyphla; Soricidae. The coding region runs from base 99 to 833 and encodes 244 amino acids. Gene Ontology annotation, biological process: tRNA splicing, via endonucleolytic cleavage and ligation. The transcript is spliced from 8 exons. The record is from RefSeq and is a predicted model, not a curated record. Gene Ontology annotation, cellular component: tRNA-splicing ligase complex. Gene Ontology annotation, molecular function: RNA binding.